AUGGACGGUUUUGACUGGCUCAAACUCCCACAAUCUGCGUCUAGUACACAGAAGAUACGGCCAACAUCACCAGCCCCUCCAUCCGUCUCGUUUGGCGGUUUGGGUCCUUCCGAUUCUGCCUUAUCCUCGUCCCUUCGGCAUAACGCUCUGGCAGACAAUGUUUCAAUUCCAUCAGCCAAAACCACUAGAAUCCAUUCCUAUAGCGACACGGCGCUCGUAUCAGAUGACAAUCAGGCAUCUCAGGCACUUGCCGAUGAUACCGGCAUCCCCCUUUCCCUAACCACCCAAGACCUUACCCUUGCCGAGUCUCGAACUUACAUUCGAUGGUAUUCGGAUAUCUUGGCUAGAACCGAAACCAGAACCAUUCUGAUGGUCGACGUCUAUAAGUUUCUUCACAACUUCAAGCUCUCGGCCGAAUUGAAGGAUAAAUUAAACCGUCUUUUCUUUAAGAUUCUCAACUCCAUUAAUAUCGGUGAGUUCUUUGCCUUACUUCGACUUAUAUCCCACUGCUUGCAGGGGAAUCUGUUGCAUCGAGGGUUAAUCAGGGUGGCAGCACCGGUGCCGGCGCCUCCGUCCAUUUUGAGUAAGAAACGUCAAAGUGGAGAUGAUGAAGAAGACGAUGACACCCUCAACGAUUCUCAAGACCCCAGUGUUCCUGCCAAUCCAACUUCCAACCCGUUGGAUUUGGACAGCUUCACCCAGUUCAUGCUUACGGGCGAGCGGCCAGACGAUAAACCCAGCAAAAAGCGAAGCAAAAAGCUAAAAUCUGUCACAUUCUCUGAUCAAAUCGUCACGGAUGUCCACGAAUCGUUGGGCCCACCAGUCCCAUCACCUGCCCCGUCGCCGUCUCCACAGAACGAGAUUGACUACUCGCUUCCAAUGGAUCAAUUGCUCAACCGGAUCUCUUCCCAGCUGAAGAAUCCAGAUGCAGAAGAACAACAGAUUUUGGACGAUAUGGGGCUGCAGUUGAACCAUUUCCGGAACCUAAACAACGUCGAUACCGCUUCCAUUGGUGGAGUGCCAUCUUCAGCCCCAUUUGGCCAUCAACAGUACGAUUCCCAGCUUCUACGACCCAAUAUGACGGGUCCUGCUCAAAUGUCGCAGUACCUUCAGAAACAACAACAGGAACCACAACAGCUUCGACCUAAUGUCACCGGCCCGUACGAUAUGAUGAAGAUAUUUUCGCCAUCCCCAGAUGAGCUGCCACAGCAGUCUGUUGAACAGCCGGUUGCACAGGCACCUAGAGUAUCACUUCAAUUGUUCACAGACCAAAUGACUGGUUCCACCGCUGAAAACACACUUGCAAACUCUCGUCUUGAUGCCACCGCAUCGCCUAACCAAGACAGACCGUUACCUCCGCCUCCAGUACCAGCAGCUCGUCGGGCCCGGUCUUUAUCACUGCCCACUCCUAACGGACGCUCUGUACCACCACCUCCUCCACCAUCUAGACGAAGAGGUGUCUCAAGCACGGUCAGCUCACCGCCACCCCAGGCGUUCCAAGUACCACCCCAGGCGUACCAAGUGCCACCCCAGUCGGCGCCAGCUCUCCCACCCAAAGUAAUUCCAACUGAAGCCUUCUAUCCACCGCCGCAACAACAAGAACUUUCAGCCCAAUCCUCUGGAAGCACCACUAACAUUCUUGAUGACCUCAAGGAGCUUCAGGCUGAGGUCGAUCGUAUACGAGACAUGACUGGAGGGUUUUAG
Molecule: messenger RNA, 1704 nt
Organism: Yamadazyma tenuis ATCC 10573
Lineage: Eukaryota; Fungi; Ascomycota; Pichiomycetes; Serinales; Debaryomycetaceae
Gene: MPS1
Product: serine/threonine/tyrosine protein kinase
Biological process (GO): meiotic spindle assembly checkpoint signaling; peptidyl-serine phosphorylation; chromosome segregation
Cellular component (GO): nucleus; kinetochore
Molecular function (GO): protein serine/threonine/tyrosine kinase activity; protein serine/threonine kinase activity; ATP binding
Source: RefSeq, a predicted model, not a curated record